Messenger RNA from Rotaria sordida, 5364 nucleotides. The record is from the annotation of a GenBank genome assembly. NCBI's taxonomy places the organism in Eukaryota, Metazoa, Rotifera, Eurotatoria, Philodinida, Philodinidae.
AUGCAUGAAAAAAAACAAACAAAUAAAGCUCUUAUUUCAAUACAAUAUUUUCGUUUAGGUUUUAGUCGUAAUAAAUUAAUGUUGACAUCUCGUGUACCAUUUCAAAAUUUAUCUUCAACUAAAAAAGAAUCAACAAUUUUUGAACAAGUAUAUGGUAAUCGUCGACAACGAUGUAAUACAAUUUCUUUGAAUGUUCAAUGGGUACCUGUUAUUUGUCAUGCGAAUAUAUAUGAACAGAGUGGAAAUGACUUUAAUAAUCGAAACUUAAAGAGAAAGACUUUUUUCGAUACUCGUGCAAUACGGGAACAACAACAACAACAACAACCUAAAUCUGUUACACCGCCUAGUUCUGACUAUACCGAUGCAUAUUUAUCUGCUUUUGCUCCUAAAUUAAUUUCUACUAGACCUAUUCGUCGAUUAACUACUCCUAUAUUUGCACAUGUUAAACCAGUUCCACUCGAACAAACACGGACAUAUUUAUCAACAAAUGAUUCAAUUAGAACGAGUCAAACUCGUUCUAAUAAUAUUCAAAAGUUGAAUUUGUUCGAUAAAAUUCUACCAUUUUCUUCUAAUACAAAUUCGACUGUUACGUCGAAUUUCAUACCGAAUAUUUCUACUAAAUAUGAACAGUCUUCAGGUACGCCAACUUCCUCAUCCGAAACUCAAACAUUUGAUUCCAAUUAUUCAACAUCAAUUCAUCCAACGUCUUCAUCUAAACUUCCUACCACUUAUCAAUCUCAAUCAUCUAAGGAAAAUAUCGAUAAACCCAUAUCAUAUCCAUCUAGACCUUCGACUUUGUUACCAUCAUCAUACAAACCUUCCAUAUUACUUCCAUCCGCACCAUUAUCAUUGUCUAAGGAUACUUCUUCGAGUAGUACUAAUAAACAAACAGUACUACCAUCUUCAAAUAUUGAAAAACAAAUCGAUAGAACAGAAACACAUUUAUUUCAACAUGAUGAAGAUAUUUAUUCAUCAGAUAUUGAAAAAUCAUUAUCAGAAUCUUCUAUAAAUCAUAUUAAAUCAACUAUUGAUCCUGAACAUACACCAACAGAAGAAUUCUUAACAAUUUCUUCUAAACCUAUUGAAAUUCUUGAGAAUACUACAAAUGAUUAUGAUUCAUUAAUUAAUCAAAUUUCAGAUAUUCUUGCUAAUGUAUCACCAUUAAGUUCUACUGUAAGCAGUAUGAGUCCAGGUCAAAGUGUAUUAGAUUAUGAACUUACAUCCGAUGGUUCACCAAUUCUUAAACGCAAACUUAUUGAAUCUCAACAAUCAACAGUACCACUUACAAAUACGAAUACGCAAUGUUCAAAAGCAAAAUAUUUAAUACGUGAUGAUUCAAAUGAUAAAAUUGUUACUGCCAUGGAAGAUCUCAAUAUUGAACUAACACCAGUACCAUCUAAUAUUCAAAAGUCAACAACAAUUGAAAUAGAGAAAAAUGAAUCGAUAAAAACAUUCUUAGACGAACAUGAAAUGUCAUCACCAUCAUCUAAACAAAUUCAAGAAGAUGUUAAAACUUCUUCAUUAAUUAAUAAAAAACACAAAGAAUCCGAAAUCUUACUAACCAAUGGAAAAGGAUUAUCAUCAAUAACGAAAAAAAUCGAAGACGAAUAUUCAAUUUCAUCUAUAUCACCAUUAAAUGUUUUGACAAAUGAAUUGUCAUCAUUAGAAAAAGAAAAACUUGUCGAUAUACAAUCAGUAAACCAAACUCCUUUAAAUAAUGUUGAAUUUGUUCAAUCGGAAAUAAGUUUAUUAACUAACAUACCUAACAAUGAAGAUUUACAAGAAGAAACUAGUGAAUCUUAUAAUGAAGUAAUACCAUGUACGAAAAAUGAAAACCAUGUAACAGAUGAUAAUAUAGACUUAAAUGAUGGUGAUGACGAUGACGAUAGUUCAAUAUAUCUAAGUCUUACAGAAGAAAUCAAUACAUCGAAACCUUCAAUUAUAGCUGCUGACGAAGAAUAUAUAACUUCUGCUAAAUCUAAACCGACCGACGAACAACAGAUAAGUACAUAUGAUACUACAGAUCAUCAAAUUAUUGCAUCAGAUUUUACUAAACCAUCGACAAUUGUUAUUCAACGACGAAGUACUUCUUCAGAUUUAAGUCAAUCAGAUAAAAUUAAAACUUCUACACAACUUGUUGAUGAUACAGAAAAUAUCGUUAGAAUAUCAACUAUAGAAAAUACAACUUUAUCAUCAUUGCCAAUUAUCAUAAGUCCAAUUGAUACACUUACAAAUUCAAUUAGUACUCGAUAUAUAAGUAGUGAUGUCUACCAUGGUUAUCAAGGUGAACAUACACAAUUUAUAGAAACUCCAUCAGAUGUCAACACUGACAAUACGAUGAUAUCUAUUCUGACGUCUCUUCGUCAAAUCAUUGGAAAUCCUGCUACACCACUUAUUGAAACAAUUCAAAGUGUUGUAUCAAGUAUGCAAACAAUUACUGCAAUACAACCAUUGAUGAAUGAAAACGAGACGACAGAUCGUCAUAGUCAAGAGGAGAUCAGAAUAGUAACUCCGAUGACAUUGGAUUCAAAAAAAGAUAUUAAUGAAUAUGAAACUCGUAUUGAAGAAAAUAAACAGAUUGUUCAUACUUCCGAAAAAGAGCAGGAAGCUGUAUCAACAUCAAGUACAAAACAAAUCGAAUCAAUCUCCACUGAAGAUGCAAAGGAUUUAACUAUUCUUCAAUCACCACUAUCGAAGCAUAAAGUUCGAUCAUCGGACAAAAAUAUGAAUGAUCAUUCAACAAACGAAAUUGAAUUAACACUAUCGUCUGUACUCGAUUCGAUUCAAAAGAAAGUUUCAGAUAUAAUAACAACACCUACAGAAACAAUUCAAAAUAUAAUACCUACAGUACUAAUCCAAACAUCAAAGGAACACAUUGAAGCAUCAUCAGUGAAUAGUUUACAAACAGAUAAUCUUAUGAAGGAAUCGAUCAAUUUGACAUCCCAGAUUACUAUGAAUCAAAAACCAGAAAGUCCAAUGUCACCAGUAGACAAAACAACUGGAAACAUUGUAUCUACUCCUAUUAUCCAAGAUAAUCAACACAUGUUAAGAACUAAUAUUGUUUCAUCUGAACAAAUAACUUCCAUUGAACUCACAUAUAAAACAUUAAACUUAACAAGCUCUGAACAAGCAGAGAUCGAUAGUGUUAUUUCUUCUAUAUCCACUGAUGAAAAUUUACCAAUUAUCAAACAGAAUUCUAUUCAACCUUUCAAUAAACAAAUGACAUCAACAGAAACUAUUCAAAAUCUUUCAUCUUCAACUAAACAAAAAUUAACUUCGGAAAAAUCUGAAUUCUAUCCAGAACAUCAAAUUCAAAAUGAAAUAGACAUAAGUUUAACAACAUCACUACCACAGAAUGAAUUAACUUCAGAUAGCAAUAAAGAUUAUGAACUUAUUCGGAAAACUAUUGACAAAUUAAUCAAUGACAUUAUUCAUAUUGUUAUAUCACAAUUGCAAGAAAAUUCAAUUGAAAAUAUACAAGAAAUUCCUAUUUCAGAUAACAAUCUUAAUAAAUCAAUAAUUUUACAAAUUAAUGAUGUCACGCAACAAUUAGAAAAUGAAUUGGAAUCUGAUUUAACAUCAUUUAUAACCGAAACUGAAAAUACUCCAUCAAAAUUAAUAAUUGAUCGUUGUGAAUCAUCAGCAACAAAUACUGAACCUGAUUCAUUAGAAUUAGUUCAUGCUUUACAAGGUCAUAGUAUUAUUCAACAUAAUGAACCUCAACAAUUAUUUCAUCUACCAGAAAAAUCUUUUAGUUCAACAACAUCAUCACAAUUGACUAGUUCUGAUCGUUAUGUUUCUUAUGCAAUACAUCAAAUGGAUAAUUCAUCACAAGAACAUUUACCAACAAUACCUUUAGUAGCUGAUAUUCCUAUAUAUAAGGAUACAAAUGAAAAUGUUUUAUAUGAACCAAUCGUUAUUGUUAAUCGUUCAAUAAUAAAAGAAGAUGAUUUAACUGAAUUUGAUGCAAUAGAUAAUUUAACAUCUUAUACUGAUGAUUUAUUUUCUCGAAAAUUUUCUACAUUAGAUGAAAAUAAACAACAAGAACAACAAUAUUUAGAUACAAGUAGUACAGAUGAUGAUGUUGAUGAUGAAUUUGAACAAAAUGAUUUAACUAAUAUUCAUCAUAUUAUUGAUCAAUUAGAACAAUCAAAUAAUAAUUUAAAUGGAAAUGAUGAAACAUAUCAAUGUUAUGAUCUUGCAACAUCACCAUCAAGUAAUAAUAGUUCAUCAUCAUUAAGACAACAAUCAGAUGAUGUUUAUCUUAUACCAGGAUAUCCUGGUUUAUGGCGACCAUCAACAAAUAAUUAUAGUUCAAAUUUACCAAAAGAAUAUGAUGCAGAUGAUGAGACGAAAACAGCAAGUGAAACUCAAACUAUUACUCAAACAUUCAAUUCUACUAAACGUCCAUUAGUAUUUCAAAACAUUCAAGAUGAAACAACAAAUGUAAUACAUCCAGAAAUUUUAACAAAUAGUAGACUAAUACGACCAGAUAAAAUAGAUUUAUUUAAUCAAUCAUUAAAUGAAGAUUUAUUAGAUAAAUCUGAAUCGAAUAGUUAUCAAACAUGUCAAUCAUCAACAACAACAACAACAGUAAAACAUAAAAAAGAACAUAAAUUAAAUGAAAAACAAAAAUUUGAUGAACAAUAUCAAACAAGUCCUGAUGAAAGUAUUUUUCUUAUACGUGAACGUGAACGUGGUGUUUCAUUACCAGUUACAGUAAAAAUUGAUUGUGAUGAUAUAACAUUACGUUUAUCAGCAUCUACACCUAUUGAUAGUCAAUUAUAUUCAAAAUUACCACUGGAGUUAUCAUCAUCAUCAUCAUCAUCAUCAUUAAUUCAUAGUGAACCAUCAUUAUCUGUUAAAAUAGAUUCAAAUAGUCGACCAAGUUUAUUAUCAUUAAAUAGUAAUGAAAAUGAUCAAAAAACAUUACCAUCUUGGUUAAAUACAGUUAAAACAAUAACAACAACUAAAGAAAGAACUGAUGCACCACUUGAAUCUCGUGUAACUUUUCUUAAAUCUGCAAAAGGUCCAAUUAGUAUUUCUCAAUGUAAUCCACAAGGAAAUUAUAUCAUGAUUGAAAAUACAAGUCAAUCAAAAAUUAUUGAUCUUUCAAAUUGGACAAUACGUCAAGAAAAUGAUAAUGGAGAUAAUUUAAUUUUUACAUUUCCUGAUAAUUGUCAUUUAGAACCAAAUCAUUCAUUAAAAAUUUUAACAAAACCAAAUGAAUCUCAACAAGAAAAUAAUGAUCUUAUAGCUUCAUCUUUAUCAUCAUGGUAUAUAGGUUCUAAUGUUAUUACAAUAUUAUAUAAUUCUGAAGGCAAAGAUCGUUCGAGGUUAAUCAAGAAAACAAUAUUCUCUUGA